UUUAAUGCGUCAUGAAAACAAUCUAAGGAACCCAGGUAGGCAUCAGAUUGUGUCGUAUCUUCUAUGGAUUUUCCAGUUUAGUUGUAUUAUUGUGAAACACUUUCAAUGAAUUCAAAAAACAUACCCUCUUUAUUAUUUAAAAUGUUUUCCUCACUCGCUAAAAUAAAAUUCAGACCGUCAAUAAAUCUUUUAUAAUAUAAAUAGUCUAUACAAAUUUUCUACCUGUAGGUAUUACAAAAUGUAAAUUGAUAAACCGAACUUAAAAGUAUGUUCUUCGAAAACAACUAAUAACCUGUUGCAACUGAGCCUUCUUAAUACCUCUUGCACUUCAGAAAUAUGCAGAUUUUUCUACCUGAUGUAACUUUGAAACUGCGGAAAAAUUCUCCACGAUUUUCAGUAUAUUUUAGACAGUGGAAGAAUAACUUACUUUUAUUUGGCUUUCAUUUCGCAUUUUUUUUUAAUAUCUGAGUAAAAAUGCAUAUUUCAAAACUUUCUGCAUUCCCAAUUUUAUGUGUUGUAUUAAUUUUAAAUAUUAAUUUGUGCAAUGCAGCUACUUUGCCUGCUAAUGGAAACGAUACAAUGGAAACUACUGCAUUAGCUAAGACAUCUGCAAUUAUAGAUGUUUUCGAAGACAUUCGAUGGUUUUUCGGACGACUCGGUAUCUUUUGCGAAUUGGUAGAGCAAAUGUUGCCACCUGAGAAAAGGGAUGCAGAUCAAAACCAACUAAGUUUCAAUUUACAAACUGGCUUCAGGCACUUCCUUCUGGGAGUUCGUGAAAUAUCAAAGUCUAUUGUUGCAGUUUUAUCGAACAAAGAUGUUCAAGAAUAUCAACAACUUUCUCGAGCAACCGAUUACGCUCAGGAAGCUGUCAAGACUGUUGGGGAAUUUUUUCGAAAUCUACGUUUAUUAGUUGGAAAAGUAUUUGAAACUUACAAUUAUUACGUCCCAGAAGUUGUAUUAACGAAGUGCGUUGGAAGCUAUCUCCAUGAAACCUACGCUCACCGACCAAUGUACGAAUAUCCGAUUCUUAUGAUCAAUGAUAUUAUUGAAGCUUUCCAAACACCAAUUAAUCAACAAAUCGAAGGUAAUGGAAUUGCUGGAAGUGAUCGAAAAAUGGGAUCAGGAAGAGAAGUAGAUUUUACAAAGAACGUAGAACAAAAUGAAAUCUUGGAUGAUGAUUUGUAUGUUUUUCAUAAUACCCCAGUGAGCCCGACACCAGAACUUGCUAAUCGUUUCGAAAUUGCAAAUCCAGAAAACAAUUCAUCAAAAGUUGAAGAUGAAAAGGUAGGUGCAGUCGCACUACUCAAAGUGGCUAGCUGGAAGAAAUGCUUUAAGAUCUAUGCUACGGAGACAAUAUUUCGAAAACUUGAAUUUUACUUCUUGGAAAGAAAAGAAUAAAUGAAGAACAUUUUGUAAGGAACAACUCACUAAAGAAAUCAAUUUUCUAGGGAAACAUAAUUUUUGAAGCUUAAAAAACUAAAUUUAGAAUUAUUAGUUUAUACUUUGUGAGUUUUAACUGACAAUUCAGCUUAUUUUAAAUUUUUUGUAUACCUUUAUAGAACCGAUAAAAUA
Messenger RNA from Eupeodes corollae, 1572 nucleotides. RefSeq lists its product as uncharacterized. NCBI's taxonomy places the organism in Eukaryota, Metazoa, Arthropoda, Insecta, Diptera, Syrphidae. The transcript has 4 exons. The record is from RefSeq and is a predicted model, not a curated record. Bases 475 to 1398 code for a protein of 307 amino acids.